This is a messenger RNA of Colletotrichum spaethianum, 1827 nucleotides long. RefSeq names its product beta-hexosaminidase ARB_07893. NCBI's taxonomy places the organism in Eukaryota, Fungi, Ascomycota, Sordariomycetes, Glomerellales, Glomerellaceae. The record is from RefSeq and is a predicted model, not a curated record. Gene Ontology annotation, molecular function: beta-N-acetylhexosaminidase activity. Gene Ontology annotation, biological process: carbohydrate metabolic process; glycosaminoglycan metabolic process. The transcript is spliced from 2 exons. Gene Ontology annotation, cellular component: membrane. The coding region runs from base 1 to 1827 and encodes 608 amino acids.
AUGUUAUCCUCUUUCUUGUUCAUCUCCCUCUCUCUCGUCCUGGGCCAGGUCAGCGCCGGUAUAUGGCCGGCGCCGAAAAAGCUCUCUACUGGCAAAAACGUUUUGUUCAUAAGCCAAACACUGGAAAUUACAUACAAUGGGGGAUCUGUACGCUGGCUUCCUUCUUCCAAUUCCUCCCCCAAUGAUGAGACGCAGCAUACUGAGAAUUUCUUCAACGCGCAGCUACCUUACACUUACGGUUACAGCCCGGCCUCAGGAUCGACCUUCAACAGCAGAGACAUUGUGCAAGGCGGCGUGUCACGCGCCCUGGGUGCCAUUUUCCAGCAGAACUUUGUCCCGUGGAAGUUUCAUGAAAAGAACAGCGACUUUGAGCCAGACGUCUAUGCGACGGACAAGAAAUCGGUCAAGUCAUUGCAGAUUACCCAGACCAGCGAGGACAAGCCUAGCACAUUCAAGCCAGCAGCCGGCGAGGUAGACGAGUCGUACGCGCUGAACAUAACCGAAGACGGCUCAGCCACACUAGUGGCCACGUCUUCUACCGGUGUCCUGAGAGGACUCGAGACGUUUGUUCAACUCUUCUACCAGCACACGUCAGGAACUUCCUGGUACACCCCAUUGGCACCCGUGACGAUUGAAGACGCGCCAGAAUAUUCCCACCGUGGAAUCCUCAUGGAUGUGGCGCGAAACUUCUUCCCCGUCGAGGACGUUCUGAGGGUCAUAGACGCCAUGUCUUGGAAUAAGCUCAACCGGAUCCACAUUCACAUUACGGACUCGCAGUCAUGGCCACUCGACAUUCCUGCGAUGCCGGAUCUGUCUGCAAAGGGCGCCUACCGAAAGGGACUGUCCUAUACGCCGGAGGACCUGGCAAAGAUCCAAGAAUAUGCCGUCCACCGUGGAAUCGAGCCCAUCAUCGAGAUCGACAUGCCAGGCCACAUCGGCUCCGUCUCUUUCGCCUACCCGGAGCUCAUCGUGGCCUACAAUGAGAAGCCAUACUACUGGUGGUGCGUGGAGCCACCUUGCGGUGCCUUCAAGAUGAAUGAUACCAGGGUCGAUGAGUUCCUGGACAAGCUUUUUGAUGACCUUCUGCCAAGAGUCAACCCCUACUCGGCAUACUUCCACACUGGUGGCGAUGAGCUGAACAAGAACGACUCGAUGCUGGACGAGGGAAUCCGAUCCAACUCGAGCGAGGUCUUGCAACCCCUCCUGCAAAAGUUUAUGGACAAGAACCAUGCCCGGAUCCGCAAGCAUGGGCUCGCGCCGUUCGUCUGGGAGGAGAUGCCGCUCGAGUGGAACAUCACUCUCGGAGACGACGUCGUGAUUCAGUCAUGGCUAGGAGGCGACUCUGUCAAGACUCUGACAAGCAGGGGCCAUAAAGUGAUCGACAGCAACUACAACUACUGGUACGCCGACUGCGGCCGAGGACACUGGAUGAACUUCGACAACGGGUUGGCUUUCGAAAGCUUCUUCCCAUUUAACGACUGGUGCUCGCCGGCGAAGGGAUGGCGACUCAUGUACGCGCAUGACCCGAGAGCAAACCUCACCGACGAGGAAGCCAAGCUCGUCCUCGGAGGGGAGGUGGCCGCAUGGAGUGAAUCGAUUGAUCCCGUCAGCAUCGACGGGAUCUUGUGGCCGAGAGCUAGUGCGGCCGGCGAGGUGUUGUGGUCGGGUCGGCAGGAUGCUUCGGGGCAGAACAGAAGCCAGUACGACGCGGCGCCGAGACUGGCCGAGUUCAGGGAGAGGAUGGUCGCGCGGGGCGUGCGAUCGGAGCCGGUGCAGAUGACCUUCUGCACGCAAGGGGACGCGACUGAGUGCGGCUACCCCAUGUGA